This is a messenger RNA of Coprinopsis cinerea okayama7#130, 1535 nucleotides long. RefSeq lists its product as hypothetical. The record is from RefSeq and is a predicted model, not a curated record. The transcript is spliced from 3 exons. NCBI's taxonomy places the organism in Eukaryota, Fungi, Basidiomycota, Agaricomycetes, Agaricales, Psathyrellaceae. The coding region runs from base 1 to 1443 and encodes 480 amino acids.
AUGCCUCUCCAGGUCAACUCGCCAACCUCUCCUAACGUUGUGAUCUACCCCCUUGGACUUUUAGACCACUUCUGGGGCGCCAAUAUGACCAAGGGUUGGAUAGUAGAGGGUAUCCUUGACAUCGAAAAGAUUCGAGUCGCCUUGGACAAGGUGGUUGCAAAAUGGCCCUUGCUCGCUGGUAGAGUUCGUCCAAGUCCUAAUAGUACCAAAGGCCAGGCGAGAUUUGAAAUUCACAUACCCCUUCAAAGGUCUCCCAGCAACCAGCCUCCAUACAACUUGACCUCUGCGGACUCACCAUUGCCGAUCUCUCAUUUCGUUGAGAUACCCAUCCCAGCCUUCUCGGACUGCCUUCCCUCCCGUCUCUUCGUACCCGAGCAGCGCAUGGCGCUGGGGGGUCUGACGGGCUACGCAAAGGAGGACGCCCCGCUCACUCACUGGCACAUCGCCUACUUCCGCCACCCGGGAGAAGAAUAUUCAUGUUUGGGCGUCAAUUACUCCCACAGCAUUUUCGAUGGAAUCGGCUUUGCCAUGGUUAUGCAUGCGCUGGAGGCCGAGCUAAAGGGAGAGAGUUGGGAGGUACCUCCUAUGCCCGAGCCUGGCGUAAACCAGAAUCCAUUCACCACGCAUAUGGAGGCGGAAUUGGCAAAGGACGUGCGGCACAAGCGCGAUCCCUUCCUUCAGAUAUCGACGGGCGGACAUUUCACGAUGGCGUCCUACACGCUUAGGUCGUGGUGGCACAACACUCUUUACGGGAUACGACAUUGUAAUCUCGUCAUUCCCUACGCCGUCCACACAGGAUUGGCGAAGGAAGCCCGCAAGUCGUUGGAAGAGGCUGGUGUGGUGGAUGUCCGGCCCACUAGUGGGGACGUUUUGGGAGCUUGGUUGAUGCAGACUAUGUACUCGGAUGGGACAAGCCCGAAUCGAACGGUUACAAUCCAUAAUGUUGCUUCUCUUCGGGGAGAGUGGGGCGGUCAAUUCAACCUUUAUCCGCACAACUGUUGGGCGAUCGUUCCUGCGCCGAUAUUCACGGUGUGCGAAGUCACAGUCCGACCACUUCAUGAUAUCGCAUAUCAACUAGCCAAGGCUCGCGCUGUACCCCUUGCACCAAGCGGCAUGGGGUUCUACGAGAAAUUCAAGGAAGUAGAGAAACGCGGGGGCAGCUGGAAUGUCGAACACGAGCAGGCUGACGAGGCCCUUCACAUCUCUAACGUAUCUGUUGCGCGGGUUGUCGAUCUCGAUUGGCGUGGUGCUGGCGGUGGAAGGGUCUUGUGCCAAUACAAGUUCUUCCCCGCGUCGAGCUCAAGGCUCAGAAGCACUAAUACGGUUGGAAUUAACGGACGGUUGGAUAAUGGCGAUCUCGUCGUUAAUUGUCUCGUUAAUGCCCGUAGAGCUAGAAGGCUCGAGGAUGAGCUCGUCAAAGUCAUUGCUCGAUUCAGUACAUAGGAAUUCCUAGCUCUGCUAACUGCUCGCUCAUCCAUGUUAUAGUACUGUAGUUCCUGCUGUAAUUUUGAGUGGAAAUAGAACGAUGGAGUGCG